UCGGGCUGCGCAGUCUGGCGGAGGUCGCUGAACCGGGCACGCCGCCGGGAGCGUUAGCCCGUGGCCUUCCUGCAGCUGCGGCUCCGCCCGCUCCCCCGGCGUCCCCUCUCGGCCCACGCCUUUGACUGUGGCGGGCUGCUGGCUUCGCGUCCCGCCUGUGCGCCCGGAGGACAUGCAGAAGAGAGGAUGAGCCAGAGGGACACGCUGGUGCAUCUGUUUGCUGGGGGAUGUGGUGGUACAGUGGGAGCUAUUCUGACAUGUCCACUGGAAGUUGUCAAAACACGGUUACAGUCAUCUUCUAUGACACUUUAUGUCUCUGAAGUUCAGCUGAACACCAUGGCUGGAGCCAGUGUCAACCGAGUAAUGUCCCCUGGACCUCUGCAUUGCCUAAAAGUUAUCCUGGAAAAAGAGGGUCCUCGCUCAUUGUUUAGAGGAUUAGGCCCCAAUUUAGUGGGAGUGGCCCCCUCCAGAGCAAUAUACUUUGCUGCUUAUUCAAACUGCAAGGAAAAGUUGAAUGGUGUUUUUGAUCCUGAUUCCACCCAAGUACACAUGAUUUCAGCUGCAAUGGCAGGUUUUACUGCAAUCACUGCAACAAACCCCAUUUGGCUUAUAAAGACCCGGUUACAGCUUGAUGCAAGGAAUCGUGGGGAAAAGCAAAUGGGUGCUUUUGAAUGUAUUCGUAGAGUGUAUCAGACAGAUGGACUAAGAGGAUUUUAUAGGGGCAUGUCUGCCUCCUAUGCCGGCAUAUCAGAGACAGUUAUCCAUUUUGUUAUUUAUGAAAGUAUAAAGCAAAAGCUACUAGAAUGUAAGACUGCCUCUAUGAUGGAAAGUGAUGAAGAGUCUGUGAAAGAAGCCUCAGAUUUCGUGAGAAUGAUGCUAGCUGCUGCCACCUCAAAAACCUGUGCCACAACCAUAGCAUACCCGCAUGAAGUUGUAAGAACAAGACUACGUGAAGAAGGAACAAAAUACAGAUCUUUUUUUCAGACACUGUCUCUGAUUGUUAAAGAAGAAGGUUAUGGGUCUCUUUACCGUGGUCUAACAACUCAUCUGGUGAGACAGAUUCCAAAUACAGCCAUUAUGAUGGCCACCUAUGAAUUGGUGGUCUACCUACUCAACGGAUAGCAGCCUGGGCUGCCACGCUACAGAGCGGAAGACCAAAAGAUCACGGUGGACCAUGGAACCUUGAAGCCAGCCUGGUGGACAGAAGACAGUAGUUUGGAAACAUAUAACUGCUCUAUGCCUGAGUUGGAAGUUUGGUUGUAGGAAGUAAAGUGCCACACUACAUUAGGCUUUUGGUAAAGAAACCCUGGGCCACCUCUAAGAGAAUGCUUUGAAAAGUAUUGCUUUCUCAAAAUUGCCAUUUUCUCUACCAUUGUUCACCAGCUAUGUAUUUUUUUUGUUUUGUUUUGUUUUUGGGUUUUUGGAUGUUCAGAAUAUAGUGUUAUUUCCAUGAGCAUUCUUUCAGUCUUAAAAAGUCAUCUCCAAGUAGUUAUCCAAAGAUAGUACUGACCAUUACAAAUAUCUAAUUUGAUAUCUUCUGCAAUACUGUAAAAUAAUGGUAGGUAGAUCCUUAAUACCAUUUCCCUGAGAGGGUCCUGCCUGGUUUUAAGUUAUUUGGCCUCAGUAGUCACUGUAUUUUGACAACCAGUGAAAUAGUACCUAAAUAUCAUAUGCAUUUGCAGCGUUAAAAUGUUUUGGUGACAGCUAACAUUUAUUAUAAUGUGGGCUUCAAAUUAAUAUUAAAUGCAUGUGGUUAGUGUUGGUACAAUAAAAUAAGCUAGUGAAUACUGACUCAGUGACUUAGAAUAUAUCACCAUGGUUUCUCCAAUUGCACAACGCAUGGAUAGAUCUGUAAUGUGUUAUCACAUUCUCGUACCCACAUGUUAUUUACUUUAAAAGGAGAAAAGUUAACAUUUGAGUCUAUUUUACUUAUUUUCCACAUUAAGAAUUUUAGCCUUUAAAUUACUUCCUUGUCAGUAUAGAUUAUUCUUGGUUGGUAGAGAAAAUGGUAAUUUUUCACUUUUGCCCUUUAUAGGUCUCUUGAAGUGAUACAAAUAUUUAGGACAACAUGAACGUUACAAAAAGAGGUCCUCAGCUGUGUGAUACAGCAAGUUUUAGUUGGCAAAGAGUCUGUCAAUGAGUGUGCUGCAUUGGACAAAUUUUAUUCUGUCCUAGAUCCUGAAUGCUUUAUCAUAAAGUCAGGCUAAUUUUAGUUCUGUGUGUUAACAGGAUAUAGUUUUUAAAUUUUGCUAUUGAGUCAGAGACACCUUUUAAUAAUACUUUAGUUGUAUUAUAUAUGGCCAUUAUAAAGGUGUUUGCUGUAAUACUAUAGGUUUUCCAAUGGAUGUUGCUAUACUGGUAUAUAAAACUUCUACAGUUAAACUCCACUGUGGUACUCAUCAGUGUACCCUAACCUUACAUUUUGUGCAAUGGGCUUUCUCUUCAGAAUGGCUAUGUGAAUGCACUUUGUGGCCUUUUAAGGGGAUAGACUUAGGAGAGAACUCAUGGUUUUUUUGUUUUGUUUUUAACAUUGUUAUGUAUUAGGCAGAAGCAGUAUUCAUAACAUUAUUCUGGAUUUUUAGAUGUUUGGAGAUCUUACAGUAUUUUAAGUGUGCUGUGUACUGUGUAAUGUCACAAUACUUUGAAAAGGCUACAUGCCAUUGGAAGCUUUCUCUGCUGUCACCAAGUGAAGCUUAAUGCCCUCUUAAAUUUCUCACCUUCCUUGUAAUCAAUAACUGGAUGUUCUUGAGGUGCUCAAUUGGAAUUAAAAUAUUCCAAUCUCUUUGGAGACCAAAGGCAAGUUCAGUUUGUUACCUUUGGAAUUGCAGCUUUGGCAUUUAUUGCAUUGCAUGGAACAUACCAAAAAUAAAUCCUCACCUAAGGGUUUAUCUUCAAUCUGUAGAGAAGGUCUCAGGCUAUAGUGUUUGCCUCUUCAGGUGCCAUUGAUACUGCCUAAUACAGUGCCACUUGCUCUGUGAAGAUCCAUACUCUUAGUUGUGUUGAAUGUAGGACAUGUUCUCCUGUGUUACACAGCUCUCAAAUGAUGAAGAAUGACAAGAAAACCAGCAUCUAAGGAACAGCUUGUGUAGUUGUAGCAAAUCCAUAAUAAGUGUCCUUCAAGGAUGAACAUGUAUUAUUCUUUAUUUUGCUAGUAAAAUUUAACAUUAACCUCAGUGUGUUGUACUCAGCUUUUAUAGUGUCUGUAUGUGUUCUGCAGGAAAAGGGUUUAAAGUCUUAAUAUUGACUCUGAAAGCAGGGUUGGAAAGGAGCAAUGGAAUCUGUUUUUGUUUUUCCCAAGUACAGUCUGCCAUAGUUUACUUUAUUGACAGAUAAUUCCAAAAAAGAAAAUCAUAUAUGUGUUAUAUAUAAUUUGUCUCUGAAGUAUUUCAUUGAAGAUUAUCUUAAUUGUAAUGUCUAAAAAGCUGUGUAUACUCUGAACAUUGGGUUUUUAAAAACUGUUUUCAAUCUAAUAAUUGUUUUAAAUGUCUUAGAGAGCUGUGUGGACCUUGUUGUAUACUUUUGUUGUGGUCUUUUCAGAAAAUUGAAGUUGUUCAGUCAGGCUGAAGCAAUAGCUACUGGAAGCCAACCUCACACAGCAGGGACUCUGCCGCUGUGUCUCAAAGGCUUGAAAUUAAGAUAUUCUAGUUGGUGAAUUGCUGAGCUGUAAUGGGAUACCAUACAGUGCUUUAAAUUUCCAGGGAAUAUCUACUACCAAAUUUCUGUCUUUGUGUUUUGUUUUGUGUUAUGGUUAGUGUCUCUUGUUGCUCAAAAUGACCUUGAACUCCAGAUUCUCCUGCCUCUGCCUUCUAAGUGCUGGCAUUACAGACACCUCCCUACCCCAGCCCUCUCCAUGCUCACCCUUUCCCAAAUCUCAAUAUGCAACUCUAGAACCAGCCUGAUUGACUAGAGGGGUCUCAAGCUGGCUUGUAAUUCUGAAGCUAUGACAGCAUUGUUAGGUCGCGUAGCCCACCCAGCCUUUUGUCUCCUAAACCUGGAUGUCUGCUGUGUGAUAACCUUGUUAGGAUGAGCACAGUUUGGGGUGUUCAAAAGAAUAAAUGUUCAUUUACUAAAGUGUCUUUUUAAAAUCACCACAAAAUAGUGAUUUCAAUAUGAAGAACUUAGGUGGAGGAAUCAAUGCCCCCUUUCUCUAAGGACUUUCUUCAUACCUCUCUGUUUACAUGCUCUCUGUCCAAACUGCUAGUGUUAUAGGGACAUAACUCAUUUCUCCUCACUGAUCAUGACUUUUAACAUUCCGAAGAAUCUAACUAUGUCUGAUUUAAAUAGGACAGAAUUUACCAUAUAUAAUAAAGUGUGCUUUCUGCCCCUUGCAUACCUUCUCUACCAUAACUUUGUUUCUCCUUAACUGUACCUUGAUUUCUAUGCUACCCAUUUUAGAAACUAAAAAGCCUAGUUCUACUCAGUUAUGUUAAACUUUCUGAAUGUACCCCAGUGGAUGUGAACUAAAUUAUACCAAUCACUCAUAGUUUAGUCAGCUUUUAAAAGAGCUGAUGAGUUUUGCCCAUCCAUGAGUGUUGCUAUUGCAUUUUUGUACAUGGCUGCAGAUUAUGUGCAUUUUUUCUGUAUUUAUGUUAACUAGCUGACUUGUACUUGAAUUAAAAUCAAACAAAUUAAAAGUGCUUUUGAAAAUGUGGUUUUUAAAGUAUAUAUCUUAAUAUUUUGUUAUGGUAAAGAUAAAAUCAUUGUACUAUAUGUAGAGUUAGGCAUUAGACUCAUUUAUUCAUACAGUGAACUCUCUAUCCAUUAGAUCUGAUAGUAUCUAUGGAUAUCAAAAGGUCAGGUAAUGUAACUCCUUCAUGGCUUGGUUAAAAAAAUAACUUUUUUGUGGUGUGAUAAGUAUGUUGAUAUUUGAGUCUAGUGCUUUUCACAUAUAAAAACAUCCAAUUUAUAGAGCAUUGAACAAUUAGAAUCUGAUUAGAUAUUAGAUUGAUGCACUCUGUCUAGGUUGUAACAUUUUUGCAUUAACUUUUUGUUAUAAUUGUAGAUUUCAGGAAAGUUAGUAUUUUCCAAACCAAAGGGCCCAUAGAAUAACCAGGUGAGCCCAUGCAUAUUUGUGGAUAGAGUAGAUAGGUGAUAAAGGCAGACAGGAUGGCUGAGCAGGUGAAGGUACUUGCUGCCCAGCCUGACUUCCUGGCUUACUUAGGUCCUUGAGAGUCGCAUGAUGGGAAGCAAAAGAAAAAAAAAAAUCCCUGCAAGUUGUCCUCUGACUUCUCCUCACACACUGUGGCACUCUUGCUCCAGCACACACACUAAAUAAUACUUCUUGUUUUAACUGAAUUGUGCUCCUAGUGUCAUGUUUUCCCUGAGUUCCCAUCAGCAGCAAGCACAACACGCUUUUUCACAGGCACGGAGGCCAGGUCAAAUUGAUCUUUGGGCUUGUAGCUGGUGUAUAAAGUUGAACAGUUUGUGCUGCUAGUGGUAUUCUUGGCACUGAAGACACACUGACAAAAUAAUAGUAGAUACUGAUAUGAUUUAGUUCAUGUCUCAUGUUAAGGGUGGAAGUGCUCAUGUCUUACUAAGGGUCAAGAGCUAUGGCAGGCAACUUGUAAAACUCAAGGCAUUUUCAUUAUGCACAUCUUCUUGGUUAAAUUUUUUCGCAAGGUGCUGUUGUGGAUGCAAUUGUUUUCUUUAUUGCCUCCUUAAGUAUGUUUCUUACAGGUGUGUAGAAAGGCUGCUAGGUUUUAAGUUAAGACCUCUAGUGCAAUUGAAUAAGAGACUAGAAAAUGGACACCUUUGAAAUCAUAUUAACAAAAAUACAGGUUUGUUGUGUAGCCUUGAUGAUGGUGAGAUGUAUUCUUUCUAUUGAGUGUCUUUAGGACUUUUAACAUGAAGGGGAUAACACGUAUCGAUAUAUGUAUAUUGAGCCAUCUCUGCAUAUCUGGACUAAAUAAACCCAGCUUGAUAAUUGCA
Messenger RNA from Mesocricetus auratus (golden hamster), 5928 nucleotides. RefSeq names its product solute carrier family 25 member 36 (gene Slc25a36). The record is from RefSeq and is a predicted model, not a curated record. Gene Ontology annotation, biological process: pyrimidine nucleotide import into mitochondrion. The transcript has 7 exons. Bases 187 to 1122 code for a protein of 311 amino acids. Gene Ontology annotation, cellular component: mitochondrion. Lineage: Eukaryota; Metazoa; Chordata; Mammalia; Rodentia; Cricetidae. Gene Ontology annotation, molecular function: pyrimidine nucleotide transmembrane transporter activity.